Fusarium coffeatum is the source of this 1560-nucleotide messenger RNA. RefSeq lists its product as uncharacterized. The record is from RefSeq and is a predicted model, not a curated record. Bases 1 to 1560 code for a protein of 519 amino acids. NCBI's taxonomy places the organism in Eukaryota, Fungi, Ascomycota, Sordariomycetes, Hypocreales, Nectriaceae. The transcript is spliced from 3 exons. Gene Ontology annotation, biological process: cell wall biogenesis; regulation of fungal-type cell wall biogenesis. Gene Ontology annotation, cellular component: mating projection tip.
AUGGAAGGCUCUUUCGGUGCGACAAUUAGAUCCUUCUGGCAUACUAUGACCAGUUAUGACAGACAUUCCUCAUUCGAUUCCCCUUACCGAACCGGUCGCCAUGUCCCUCUGCAGAAUGGUGGUCGGGGUGGCAUCAUGACUGGCGUAGCGACAGCCUCCGAUUCUCGAAACGACGUCUCAUCUCCUUACUCCGACGAAACAGGUCGAGCCUCUCCACAUCUUGAUGCUAACACCUUCGCCCCGACGAGUGCCCCCUAUUCUCCUGGUUUGAGGUCAAUGAGCGCUCGCAAUGCCAGCCAAGGCGAUGGCUUCGAGGUGCAAAGCCCUGGCGACGUUCCCAUGCAGAACUUUUCCGAUGGCCUUCCGCCUGCUCCCCCAGUUGCCCACUCCUGGAGACGCAUAGAUUCUUGGGCCGAUGACAACUACCCAGAGCUUUACGAUCAGCUAUGCGAGGGUGCUACCAACAACGACUUGAACGACCUGGAGCACCAACUUGACUGCUCCCUUCCCCAGGAUGUUCGAGACUCUCUUAUGAUUCAUGACGGUCAAGAGCGAGGAGGAAUGCCUACCGGAAUUAUCUUCAGUCACAUGUUGCUGGAUUGCGAGGAGAUUGUGCAAGAAUGGGAGAACUGGAGGACCGUUAACCAACAGUUCUUACUUGAGACAUCGGUUGCUAAGCCCUCCACUCCUUCCAAGGCUUUCGGCGGCAGUAAUGAGGCCUCUUCGUCUAAGCAAGGUGGUUCGGCUGGCAACAGCCCUGGUCCCUGGAGACAGGACCUCCUGUCUCGCCAGGACUGUGUCCCUGCGAACGCUGUCCAAAAGGCAUAUGCCCACAGCUCUUGGAUCCCUCUGGUUCGUGACUGGGGUGGCAACAACUUGGCUGUUGACCUGGCGCCUGGUCCUGGUGGUCAAUGGGGUCAGAUCAUCCUCUUUGGUCGUGACUACGAUACCAAAUACGUUGUCGCUCGUUCUUGGUCUGCCUUCCUGGCUGUUGUUGCGGACGAUCUCAACAGCGGAAAGUGGUACGUAGACGAAGAGACUAACGAGCUCAAGCUACGAGAGUUCAAGGAGACACGGGUUGAGCCUUCGUAUUUCAGCAUUCUGAGGUGGAGGAUGGAUCAGAAGUACGGACGACGCGCAUCGAACAGAAGGUCUAUGGGCCCCAAGCCCCAGUCUCCGUUGGGCUCGCGUUCUUCUUCCCCCUACGGCAGUGGUGGUGAGAACGGCGAGGGCCGAGGCCGAUCCAUGCAACGCCUCAGCGGUUCAUCCCCGUUGGCCAGCCCUCGACCCGGUGCUGGGCCUGGGUAUGGAAAAGCGACUCCCCUGAGCCGAGUAACGGAAGAGGCAGCAAUCCCCGAACUUGCCGACGCCUAUAUUCAACCCGAGAAGCUCGUAGAGGUCGAAACUCCCCGACAGAGCCAAGAUAACAAGACUCCCAAUGUCUCUGCCAUCCCUCGUGUGGAAUCCGACCUCCUUAAGGUGGAGGAAGAGCCUUCGCCUAAGGCGAAUGGCAAGAAGCCCGAGGUGGUGGACGAAUCAAUGAAGACCAUCGAGAUUUAA